AAGACCGAGUCUCUCCCAGGACAGCUGCUGUGGUCACACCGCAAACUUAAAAGCCUCCCUUCUGCCUGGGGCGCGCCCCCCUCGCCUCCCCAAAGCUCCAGCUGGUGCCUGGCUCUCGCUCCGUCUGUCCCCGCGCGGCGCUCGGGGAGGCAGCAGCGCCCCCUGCCUCCGGGUUCGGCCUCUUCGGCCGAAGCCUCCGUGCUCUGCCAGGGCCGCCGGCGGCUCCGUGGCGGCUCAGCCAAGGCUCCGGCUCCGAGGAAUUUGCGCCGGUGCCCCAGGUCGCAGCUUCACUCAACCUCAGCCGCCACCCACUUCCCCUCUCCCCGAAAAGGCAUCAGGAUAAGAGAGAGGGAGAGAAGAGUUCACAGAAGGGGAUAUGGUGGCUUGGCAAUGAGGCAGUCAGCAACAAGCAGUAAGGCAUUGUAUGCUGAAAAGAAAAAGCAGAUUAACACUGUGUGAAAGAGAACAUUGUUUUCAUCAUGAAUUCUAAAAAAGAGGAGAGACCAAAGCCCAGAAGCCAAGAUUGUCACCUUUUUCUUGCUUUGAUGAUGCUAAGCAUGCCCAUGCUGUUUCUUCCAGUUAUUGGAACUUCCAAGCAAAAUAUUCCACGACUCAAGCUAACCUACAAAGACUUACUGCUUUCCAACAGCUGUGUUCCCUUUCUGGGUUCAUCAGAAGGACUGGACUUCCAAACCCUUCUGUUAGAUGAGGAGAGGGGCAAGCUGCUUCUGGGAGCCAAGGACCACAUCUUUCUGCUCAGUCUGGUUGACUUAAACAAAAAUUUUAAGAAGAUUUAUUGGCCUGCUGCAAAAGAACGAGUUGAAUUAUGUAAAUUAGCUGGGAAAGACACUAAUACAGAAUGUGCAAAUUUCAUCAGAGUACUUCAACCUUAUAACAAAACUCACAUUUAUGUGUGUGGAACUGGAGCAUUUCACCCAAUAUGUGGAUAUAUUGAUCUUGGAGUCUAUAAAGAGGAAGCUACAUUCAAACUAGAUGCACAUAAUUUGGAGUCUGGCAGACUGAAAUGUCCCUUUGAUCCUCAGCAGCCCUUUGCUUCAGUGAUGACAGAUGAGUACCUCUACUCUGGAACAGCUUCUGAUUUCCUUGGCAAAGAUACGGCGUUCACACGGUCUCUUGGGCCUACUCAUGACCACCAUUACAUCAGAACCGACAUUUCAGAACACUAUUGGCUCCAUGGAGCCAAAUUUAUUGGAACUUUCUCCAUACCAGACACCUACAAUCCAGAUGAUGAUAAAAUAUAUUUUUUCUUUCGUGAAUCAUCUCAAGAAGGCAGCACUUCUGAUAAGACCAUCCUUUCUCGAGUUGGAAGAGUUUGUAAGAAUGAUGUAGGAGGACAACGCAGUCUGAUAAACAAAUGGACAACCUUUCUUAAGGCUAGAUUGAUCUGCUCGAUUCCUGGAAGUGAUGGGGCAGAUACUUAUUUUGAUGAGCUCCAAGAUAUUUAUUUACUCCCUACAAGAGAUGAAAGAAAUCCUGUAGUAUAUGGAGUCUUCACCACAACCAGUUCCAUCUUUAAAGGCUCUGCUGUUUGUGUGUAUAGCAUGGCUGACAUCCGAGCAGUUUUUAACGGUCCGUAUGCUCAUAAGGAGAGUGCAGACCACCGAUGGGUGCAGUAUGAUGGAAGAAUUCCUUAUCCACGACCUGGUACAUGUCCGAGCAAAACCUAUGACCCACUGAUUAAAUCCACCCGAGAUUUUCCAGAUGAUGUCAUCAGUUUUAUAAAGCGUCACCCAGUGAUGUAUAAGUCGGUCUACCCAGUUGCAGGGGGACCAACAUUCAAGCGAAUCAAUGUGGAUUACAGACUCACACAGAUAGUGGUAGAUCACGUCAUUGCAGAAGAUGGCCAGUAUGAUGUAAUGUUUCUUGGAACAGACAUUGGAACCAUCCUAAAAGUUGUCAGCAUUUCAAAGGAGAAGUGGAAUAUGGAAGAGGUAGUUCUGGAGGAGCUGCAGAUAUUCAAGCACCCAUCGAUCAUCUUGAACAUGGAGUUGUCUCUAAAGCAGCAACAAUUGUACAUUGGUUCUCGAGAUGGAUUGGUUCAGCUCUCCUUACACAGAUGUGACACGUAUGGAAAAGCUUGUGCAGACUGUUGUCUUGCCAGAGACCCUUACUGUGCCUGGGAUGGAAAUUCAUGCUCUCGAUAUGCACCUACUUCAAAAAGACGAGCUAGACGCCAAGAUGUAAAGUAUGGGGACCCCAUUACCCAGUGCUGGGACAUAGAGGACAGCAUUAGUCAUGAAAUUGCUGAUGAAAAGGUGAUUUUUGGCAUUGAAUUUAACUCUACCUUUCUGGAAUGUAUUCCUAAAUCCCAACAAGCAUCUAUUAAGUGGUACAUCCAGCAGUCAGGUGAUGAGCAUCGAGAAGAGUUGAAACCCGAUGAAAGGAUCAUCAAAACGGAAUAUGGGCUACUGAUUCGAAGUCUGCAGAAAAAAGACUCUGGGAUAUAUUACUGCAAAGCACAGGAGCACACUUUCAUCCACACUAUAGUGAAACUGACUUUGAAUGUCAUUGAGAAUGAACAGAUGGAAAACACCCAGAGGGCAGAGCAUGAGGAGGGGCAGGUCAAGGAUCUAUUGCCUGAGUCACGGUUGAGAUACAAAGACUACAUCCAAAUCCUUAGCAGCCCAAACUUCAGCCUGGACCAGUACUGUGAACAGAUGUGGCACAGGGAGAAGCGGAGACAGCGGAGCAAGGGCGGCCCCAAGUGGAAGCACAUGCAGGAAAUGAAGAAGAAACGCAACCGAAGGCACCACAGAGACCUGCAGGAGUUCCCCGGAGCCCUGGCUACGUAGUUUUCUAUUUAAUUUACAGAAAAGAAUUCUUCAGCUGCAAAAAUACUGUCUUCUGUUUUGUACAUCACUUACACUAAUUCUUAAAUGCUUUUCGUGGAGUUUUACUAAGGCACAAGAAACAAUUAUUUGAAUGAGACAAUAUAUGGUGAAUAUGGGAUAGGAAGAGCAAGUAAUUCAUCGGAACCAAUUUGCCAACAACAAAACUUGUAUCUCCCAAGUAUAAGAAUUAUCCUCCAAAUAGGGUCUUGACAUCUGUAAGUAACUUAUGUUUUGAGUUUUUGAAUUUAUGGUCAUGUAAAUAUCAUAACUGAGCUAAGCGAGCAUCAAAUUUGAUACUGUAUUAAAGUGCUUCCUUCUCAUGCAUGCCCAUGACACAUGGCGUUCACGGCGCAGGUGCACUGUGCUCUUAUGAACAUUCCACUCUAGAAUUCACUGGUGUGUGGUAGAGAAUUAGAGGCAAGACACAGAUUCAGACAGUUCACAUCAUCAGCAGGUGCUUCCUCGGUGCACCAUACACUCUUGGAGCAUGGUGUAGGAAUUUGGAGAGGUGCAUUAUUUCUUUCAGGCCACAGGGGUUACAUUUGCUGUACUGCAACAGUGAUUUACUGAAGGGCAUUAAUGUUCCUCCCAGGAUUCCUUAUGACUUGCCAGGAGUCACAGGUUCACAGAGAGAAGCUGGUGCUGAGUUAUGUGCUUCUAGAAUAUAGACUUAGUUCUACGGGGACAGAAUGCUUAAUAAAUAUUUUAAUAAGAUAUGGGAAAAUAUUUUAACAAAAUAAGGGAAACAUCAUGACGUAUAGUGCAUCAUUGUGGGAAAGCAUGCACAUGGGAUUUGUUAGGCUACAAAAGGGAAGACAGCCAUAAAUUCUGGCUUUGGGAAAAACUCUCAUCCCCAUGAAAAGGAAGAACAAUCACAAAUAAAAUGAACAAACUGUAAUGGAACUCUUUUCACUGGAGUGAAAGUAGCUGCCAAUUUGUAAUUCAUCUGUUGAAAAAAAAUCUAGAUUAUAGCAAACUGCUAGCCAGAGCCUGAGGAAAAGUAAAUUUUCUAAAGGGUCAUGGGACAGAGAAGCAUAUUUUAUUUAUGACACAAUCAAUGGUAUUUCCAUAUGCAUUUCUUCUCUUUUUCUAAAUAUUUAUCAUACUCUGUAUAUUAUUUUCAUUUACCACCUUUAUUUUCUCCUGUGUAUUGAAUUAUUGAUUUAUAUUUGAGUGAAUAGGAAAAUAUAUUAUACAGAGAGAGAAUUAAGUAGACAACAGUGGUGGGGAGCAGGGAUAUAUAUUUGCUGCACACAGAACAAGUGCAAGUUUUGACAACGGAAAGGGUUUAAUUAACUCUUUGACAUCUUUUCUCUACACAAUCUUUUUGAAUUUCCGGGGUAAUCUGUUGUAAUUCUAGUAGCAUUAUUUUAGCGAUUUAACAAUAAAUAAACCUACAACAUGUAAAGAAAACAAACUCACAACAUUCACACAAACAUCUUUCAUAUUUUGUUAGCACUUUCAAAUGUUUCCAAUUUUACUUUCCCUCGGAGCACGUAGGGAGUGUUUCCUGUCUGGUUAAGCAGGACUCACCUUUCCUUCUCAUAACACAAAACCCUUAGCCUCCUUCUGUUUUGCCUUUUCACACCCUUUAUGGUGUGAAAUGAAAAAUUAGUCACUUCCUCACAUGGAAGGCAGCUUUUCAGAAAACUGAAAUUAGAAUUGACUUUGCUCAUUCCUCAUGCAUUGUAUGUAUCUUGAAAGAAAAGUCUGUGAGAAACACAGGCAAUUACAGGGCAAGUUAUUACAGCAUCUGUGGCUCUGUGUUCUGAGCAUUUUCUCACUAUUACAUUUACUUGCAUUGCUUACCUAUCUCAAAGUCGUUAUGUUGAUAUAUGAGGUUGAGUAUUAUACCUCGUUAUUAUACUCAUGAAUAUUGUAGGUGUUUCACUACAAGGUGAACUUCUUAAGGAAUAAUUUUAAUAAUAAUGAACUAGAACAAAUCAUUCUUUUAAAAAGUAAUGCAAAGGAAUAAUGGCGAUAUGAGACUAUUAAUUGAAAAUUAUAUCAGGAGUGUUUGUAAUUAUUGAUUCACUGGUAUAGAUUGCUCCAGCAACUCAUGACAAGUUCAAAGACAUGGAUGGGAGCAUGUUAAUUUUCUUAAAAUUUCCCAAUAUUUGUGUAUCAGGGAGUAAUGAUCAAAUUAUGGAUGGCUUUGGAAAAAUUACUGGAAGCUCAAAUGUUAGAAUUGAUUUGUAAAAAUAAAUUGUUUUCAUCCAAAUAUGAAUGUCUAACCCAUUUUAAUUACUUCCUUCUAAUUUUAGUUAUUCAGAUAAAAAAAAUUGGGUAAAUCAUACCUGCGUUCUGGCUGCUUUCAAAGUAAAACUAUUAACUAUGAGAAUGACUUAAAAUAUAUUAGAAAUAUUAUUAGAAAAUAUAAUUUCAUAUAAUAAAAAAGCAUGGGGACAAAGAUUUAUGUGUAUUUUUUUAAAUAGAGGACAUCUAAACUAUGUUUAAUUUUUAACCUUUUAAUUAUUCAAAACCCUUAGAGGAAAAAUGUGAAUAUAUUAAAUCUACAAACUCCAUAUGUAUUUCCUCAUCCCUGAAGAUUUUACCAAAUUUACUUUAAAAUAAUGAAAAAGAAAAGUGUAGAUAAUGAUUUCAGAUAUGCUAAGAAAUCUACUCACUAUAAAGAGGGUCUCACAAUGUCUGUUUGUUCUUGAUUUCUUACUUUUCUCCCUUGUCUUCAAUACAUAGAAGUCCUUGAUUUCUUUAUGUGUUUUCUUCUGCAUUUCAUUUCAGCCACUUAUGCUGCUAAAUGGAUUUCUGCUUGUCUGUGUUCAUUUACAUUCAUUUUAUUAGAAAUUUUAAGAGUUUGUUUAGAAAAUGGAUAGUCUAAAUAAUCAAUUUAUGUAGAAUCUUUUUUCCCUCAAAGAAAACACUACACUCACAUUACUGAACAAACAUUUUUGAAAGUCAGCCAAAUUACUUAAGAAGUGGAAAAGUAGUCAGAGAGAAAUUUAGUAAUUUGUAAAAGCUGCAGCUGUAAAAGAGGAAAUUCUCAUUGUUUUGUUGACUAAGAUAAUGCUCACAAUAUGCUAACUACAAAAUAGUCUAUUAUUUAAUUUUGCUUUUGGUCUAUAUUUUGGUUCUUUGUAUGCGAUUGUUUUGUUCCUGCUGAAUUUUAUAGACUCGAUUAAGAAAAGUUAACAAUAUUUAGUGCCUGUUUUUUCACUAUUAAUACAUUUAAAUUUCUCAGGACAACUUGAUAUCAUUCAACUGUCCACCAAAUACUAAAUUUAAACAAGAGCAUUAGUUAAAUAUUGAUUUUCUUAAACUUAAAUAUAAUAUAUUUCAUAUAUAUCAUAAAUACAAAUGGAAAUCAAAGCUGAAAUAGCUUCCCUUUAAAAUGUCACAUUAGUUUUAGACAAUAUGUUAGAAUUGAUUAGCCUUAUUGGGAAUAGAUAAUUUAGGAGGGAAACAGAUACAUGAAAUGUUUUUAUAGGAAGAUACAGUUUUCUCACAGUUAAUAAUCAUAAUAAUUAAAUCAUUUACCUUAAGUAUGAGGUUAAUGUACAAAAUCUAAAAUUUCCCUAGUUUCCACAUUAACAAUACAAAGAAAGGAGCACAUAUGUGACUUAUAUCUCUCAUUUAAAUAUUUUGUAGUAUAAAAUAUUUAUGGAAAGUUUGAGAUAGAUGGUUUUGGGGGAAGGGAAAUUAUCUUUAAGAAGCCAUAGUUAAUCAUGUAAUUUAAUUCUGGUAUUGGGAGUGGUUAGCAAUCAAUUUUGAAUUAAUAGUAUUGCUAUUUUAAAAUAAAUGUAGUAUUGUAGUAUAAGAUAAUUAAAAUUGUAAGAUGUAUAUUUUGGUUGUAUUAUAAUAAAACACAUACAUUAGUGUUCUAUAAUUAUAA
This is a messenger RNA of Nycticebus coucang (slow loris), 6702 nucleotides long. It is a transcript of the gene SEMA3D, whose product is annotated as semaphorin 3D. The coding region runs from base 480 to 2813 and encodes 777 amino acids. The transcript has 19 exons. Lineage: Eukaryota; Metazoa; Chordata; Mammalia; Primates; Lorisidae. Gene Ontology annotation, biological process: negative chemotaxis; axon guidance; positive regulation of cell migration. Gene Ontology annotation, molecular function: chemorepellent activity; semaphorin receptor binding. The record is from RefSeq and is a predicted model, not a curated record.